GGUCCCCAGCAGAGUGGACACUAUAAGAGGGGUGAGCAGCCCCAGCUGCAGCACCUUUGGUCACCACAACCAUGCUGGGAGCCGUCUGCCUCGUCGUGCUGCUGGGCUACGCCUACGGAUGCGGCCAGCCGGCCGUGCCGCCGCAGCUGAGCUCCCGCGUGGUGGGAGGUGUUGAUGCCGUAGCCCACAGCUGGCCCUGGCAGAUCUCACUGCAGUACACCCGCUCUGGCUCUUGGUACCACACUUGUGGUGGGACCCUCAUUGCCCCCCAGUGGGUGCUGACAGCUGCCCACUGCAUCAGCUCUUCCCUGACCUACCGUGUGGUGCUGGGCAAGCAGGACCUGACAGUGGAUGAUGAGCCUGGCUCUGUGGCUGUGGGUGUGGAGAAGACCAUCGUCCAUGAGAAAUGGAACUCCAUCCUUGUCCUGAACGACAUUGCCCUGGUCAAGCUGGCAGAGGAGGUGCAGGAGAGUGACACCGUCCGUGCUGCCUGCCUGCCUGAGGCUGGCAAGGUCCUGGCCAAUGACUACCCCUGCUAUGUCACCGGCUGGGGACGCAUCAGGACCAACGGGCCCCUGGCUGACGCCCUGCAGCAGGCUCUGCUGCCUGUGGUGGACUACGAGACCUGCUCCAAGUGGGACUGGUGGGGCAGCAUGGUGCGCACCACCAUGGUGUGCGCCGGCGGCGACGGCGUCGUCUCGGGAUGCAACGGUGAUUCUGGCGGCCCCCUGAACUGCCAGCGUGAGGAUGGCAUCUGGGAGGUGGAGGGCAUCGUCAGCUUCGGCUCCGGCCUGAAGUGCAACAUGGUCAAAAAGCCGACAGUGUUCACCCGCGUGUCCGCCUACAUCGACUGGAUCAACGAGAAAAUCAGCACCAACUAAGGACACAGCAUGGAGCACAAAUACUGAGUGUAAUAAAGGAAAUAGUACUGA
Oenanthe melanoleuca is the source of this 932-nucleotide messenger RNA. RefSeq names its product chymotrypsin-C-like. Gene Ontology annotation, biological process: proteolysis. Bases 72 to 881 code for a protein of 269 amino acids. Gene Ontology annotation, molecular function: serine-type endopeptidase activity. The transcript has 8 exons. Lineage: Eukaryota; Metazoa; Chordata; Aves; Passeriformes; Muscicapidae. The record is from RefSeq and is a predicted model, not a curated record.